Messenger RNA from Chelmon rostratus (copperband butterflyfish), 3607 nucleotides. RefSeq names its product cyclic nucleotide gated channel subunit alpha 1b (gene cnga1b). Gene Ontology annotation, biological process: monoatomic cation transmembrane transport. The transcript has 15 exons. Gene Ontology annotation, cellular component: intracellular cyclic nucleotide activated cation channel complex; plasma membrane. The record is from RefSeq and is a predicted model, not a curated record. Lineage: Eukaryota; Metazoa; Chordata; Actinopteri; Chaetodontiformes; Chaetodontidae. Bases 436 to 2418 code for a protein of 660 amino acids. Gene Ontology annotation, molecular function: intracellularly cGMP-activated cation channel activity; protein-containing complex binding; cGMP binding.
CUUUUGAUACUGGAGUACAUUUUGCUUCGACUGAAGUAAACUGAGCUCUGCAGGUGAAAGAGGUGGAUUCUACCUGAGGGUGGAUCCUGUGGCUGCAGGUGUAUCAGGAGUAUCUGAGACAGACAGUAUCAUCCCUCCUCUAAUCUCUUUAUCCUCAUCAGGGUGACAGAGGAGUCUCCUCUGCCGGCUCCUCCAAACACUCCUCCGCCUCUCCAUCCCUCCGUUUCUCCUCUUUCCUCUCCACACUCCCAAAUUUAAAGGAUUCACAGGUUCCAGGUGUGUGUGUGUGUGUGUGUGUGUGUGUGCAUGGUGUGUGUAGGGGGGGGUACUCCUCUGUUUCUGCGGCGAUGAGUUUGAUGGGCGGUCGGUGGAUCUAGGCCACGUAACCGAGGGUGACGGAUUAUCUGACAGGAAGUCAGAGGAAAGAAUACUUCCAUGGCCAAAGUUGCCCCAUCAGUGCCGUCCCCCAUCUCCAAGUUAACUCCGCCCGCCAUCGUCCUACAUGACAUGGAGGAGGAGCCAGGUGACGUCGAGGGGGACGGACCUGCUCAAAGAGUCGGACCAGGAGUUCUGUUCAACGUCAACAACAGCAACAACAACGACGACGAGGACGAAAAGAAGAAAAAGAAGAAAGAGAAGAAAGAGAAGAAAGAGAGAAAACAGAAGAAGGAGAAGGAGAAGCAGGAGAAAAAGGAGAGGAAGGAGAAAAAACAGAAGGAGAAAGAGGAGAAGGAGAAGGAGAAGGAGAAGGAGAAGGAGAAGGAGAAGGCCAAAGAGGAGCCUCCGAAGGAGAUCACAGCGAUCGAUCCGGCAGGAAACACCUACUACUACUGGCUGGCUGUCAUCACCAUCCCUGUCAUGUACAACUGGACCCUGAUCAUCGCCAGGGCCUGUUUCGAGGAGCUUCAGACAGACUAUGUGGUCUACUGGUUCAUUCUGGACUUAACUGCAGACCUCAUCUACAUCGCUGACAUGAUCUUCAGAACACGGACAGGUUACCUGGAGCAGGGUCUACUGGUGAAGGACGAGCAGAAGCUGCGUGAGCGCUACAAGAAAAGCUUCCAGUUCAAACUGGACCUGGCCUCCAUGAUUCCCACUGACUUGCUGUACCUGGUCCUCGGCCUCACCUUCCCUGAGAUCCGCCUCAACAAGCUCCUCAGGUUCAACAGGAUGCUGGAGUUCUUCCAGAGAACCGAGACCAGGACGAACUACCCCAACGCUCUCCGCAUCUCCAACCUCGUCAUGUACAUCGUCAUCAUCAUCCACUGGAACGCCUGCCUCUACUACUCUUUCUCGAAGGCCAUCGGUUUUGGCGCUGACAGGUUUGUGUAUCCCGACCCGUCAGAUCCAGAGUUCGGUCGCCUGGUGAGGAAGUACGCCUACAGUAUGUACUGGUCCACGUUGACACUGACCACCAUUGGAGAAACGCCGCCCCCUGUGGAGAACUCUGAGUACUUCUUCGUUGUCACUGAUUUCCUGGUGGGCGUGUUGAUCUUCGCCACAAUCGUCGGUAACGUCGGUUCGAUGAUCACCAACAUGAACGCCGCCAGAGCCGACUUCCAGGCCCGCAUCGACGCCAUCAAACAGUACAUGAGCUUCCGUAAGGUGACUAAGGAUCUGGAGAAGCGAGUGAUCAAGUGGUUCGACUUCCUGUGGACCAAUAAGAAAGCUGUGGAUGAGAGGGAGGUGUUGAAGUACCUGCCAGACAAGCUGCGAGCUGAGAUCGCCAUCAACGUCCACCUGGAAACCCUGAAGAAGGUUCGCAUCUUUGCGGACUGCGAGGCCGGUCUGCUGGUGGAGCUGGUGCUGAAGCUGCAGCCUCAGGUCUACAGUCCAGGAGACUACAUCUGUAAGAAAGGCGACAUUGGCCGAGAGAUGUACAUCAUCAAGGAGGGAAAGCUCGCUGUCGUCGCUGACGACGGCAUCAAGCAGUUUGUCGUGCUGAGUGAUGGAAGCUACUUUGGCGAGAUCAGCAUCCUGGCUAUCAAAGGCAGCAAAGCAGGAAACAGGCGGACAGCCAAUAUCAGGAGCAUCGGUUACUCCGACCUCUUCUGUCUUUCCAAAGACGACCUGAUGGAGGCGCUAACAGAGUAUCCCGAUGCUAAGGCUCUGUUGGAGGAGAAGGGAAGGCAGAUUCUGAUGAAGGACGGACUGCUGGACCUGGAGGUGGCAGCGCAGGGUCCCGACCCCAAAGAGAUCGAGGAGAAGGUGGAGCGGAUGACGAGCACUCUGGACGUCCUGCAGACACGUUACGCUCGGCUGCUGGCCGAACACGAAGCCACUCACAGCAAACUCAAGCAUCGAGUCACCAGGCUGGAGAGGAAGCUGGUGCCACCGCCGCGAGCUGACCAGCCAGGUGAAGCUCCGCCCCCUCCAACACCUGAGACCCAGACAGUUAAACCAGAAGAGAAGAAGUAGGGUGCAAAUGAAGAGGAGGAGGAGGGGGAGGACUGGGAUGUUUGAUUUUAGAGCUUGGGUUCUUCAGAUGGGAGGAGAGAAGGAAAUUUUCUUCAAACUUCAAGUUUUGGCAACAAGAUACGUUUCAAAUUAUGUUUGUGAAAUUCAGAUUCAUAUUAGAUCCAGAGGUGCAGGAAAAGAAAACAAGCCCCGCUUCAAUUCAAGUCAGUAUUUACCUGUCACUUCAAGUCACAUCACAUCACAUCAGUUCACUUCAAGUCACAUCACAUCACCUCAGUUCACUUCAAGUCACAUCACAUCACUUCAGUUCACUUCAUGUCACGUCAUGGCUCAGCUUCAGCCAAUCAAAUUGGAUUGAUUCACACUGGAUGUAGAGAGUUGAAUGUGAAUGUGAAGAACUAGAUUUAAAAGUUGUAUCAUUCUCUGAGGUUUUAUGACAGUAGUUAUAUUUUCUGCACUCAUUCUGCUUUAUGAGCGACACUUCCACCAAAAACAUCUUGCUUUUCUUCAACAUCAGUCAAAAACUUGCAAACUUAGAGGCUGAAAGUCGUGUUCACACUGGGAACGACCUGAAGGGAAAGUGAACUGACUCCAGAUUACAUAGACUGCAUGUGAAGGAACUGCUGUGUCAGCAGAGCACAAGAGGAAGAGCGAGCUUCAGCACGACUCAGGGAGAGAGAGAGAAAAUAUACUUCGUGUGUGAAACUGUGAAACUGUGCUGCGUCAUCUUAAUUAAAAAGCUCCACAUCUGUUCCUCUGAGCUUUUUAAUGUCACAGCAGCAGUUCAGCAUAUUUCUGAGUUAAAAGAAUAGAAACAGACUUAAAGUCAGUCCGAGUCAAAGUGUGGAACAUGAAUGAAGUCUGUGAACACCGUUAGGGGUCAAAUGAAAAUGUAUUAUCUCAGUGCAAGUUUUUCAUGGUUAUUUUUUCUGACUUUGAUCCGGACAGACUGAAUCAACUGUAGAACAAGCUUCCCCUCCUAGAUCACCUGCUUGAGAAACAGUAGAGGUCAAAGGUCAGCAGGUGCGACUGACAGGAAACACGUACGCCCCCAGCUUGUUUUCCGUAAAGAGGUCCUUGACCUUCCCCUAUCAUUCAUUUUCUACAGCCAAUCACAUCCCUGCUUUGUGUAAAUAGUUGUUUAAGCUCCAUAGCGAACUCACGACCCAAACUAAUCCUGGAAGCACUG